ACGACAUCAGCGCCGUAGAUUAAACAUCGCCGCUUCAAUAUACGCUUGGAAUGAGGCCGCAUUGAGGCCCAUUAUUCGCAAACACUCGCCUCGAGGCACUCUUGAAGGCACUCUUGAAGGCACUUUGACGGGGAUGGGUGACAAGCGCCGCUAUAAAGGCGAGAGCAAUCUCCAUUCAUGCCCAUGCCAAUCCGGAAGAAGCAAGUGCCACUUACAAACAAACAAACAAACAAGCGCCUGCCACAUCAAACGAGGACGUGCGCAACUUUAGCUCACCCACUCUCGUAACACAAGUGCUGUCCAUUUGAGACGGACCCCACUCUGACUUCACCAUGUCCGCAACCUUCACCAGAACCCUUUCAUUCUGCCACGACGACACCCCACCCCACAGAAUGUCGGAAAAGAAGAGCUUCCUGAAGAGCCUCAGCGGUCGCUUCUCCAUGAAGAAAUCCUCCAACCCAUUCGCUGCCAGCCGGGGUCAGCAGGCCGGAGUCCCAGACGCGCCGCCUCCGGCAUACUCGGCCCAACCCCAACCUCUAGCCCAGGCCCCCGCCACCGCUCCCCCCGCCGCCGAUCCGGGCGCCGGCCCCUUCCUCACGCCCUACCGCCAACAGACGGCCGGGUCCGGCUUCGAGCUGAGCAGCGACGACCUGUCGUCCAGCAGCGACCCCUACGCCUUCCUGUCCCGCUUCGACACCGUCUUCCUCAUCGACGACUCCAGCUCCAUGACGACGGGCUCGCGCUGGGAGGAGGUCAAGACGGUGCUGUACCAGAUCGUGCCCGUGUGCGCGCAGCACGACGAGGACGGCAUCGACAUACUCUUCCUCAAUAACCCGGCCCAGUUCAACGGCGUCAAGAACGCGUCCGCCGUCGCCCAGGUCUUCGACACGGUCUACCCCUCGGGCAUGACGCCCACGGGCAAGCGCAUUGGCGAGAUCCUGGGCCCCUACAUCGACGAAUACGCCGUCAAGGCCGCGAGAAAGGGCGCCAAGAAGACGGGCAUGAAGCCGGUGAACCUCAUAGUCAUCACGGACGGCGCGCCCACGGACCGCGCCGGCUUCAAGGUCCACGAGGUCCUGCACAGCGCCGCCCGCCAGCUCGACCAGGCCGGCGCCCCGCUCUACCAGGUCGGCGUGCAGUUCUUCCAGGUCGGCGACGACGCCGUCGCCCGCCGCGCCCUCGAGGACCUCGAUGAUGACCUCGGCGGCCUCGUCGCCGGCGGCCAGCUGCGCGACAUUGUCGACACGUGCACCUUUGACGCCACCGACGGCAACGUGUCGGUGCUGACGUCCGAGGCCGUGCUCAAGACGGUGCUCGGCGCCGUGGUCAAGCGCUUCGACGACCAGGUGCUUUAUGAUGGCAGGUAGUCUGAGGGACAUUGCAUCACUUGCCGCCCCAAUACGCUUCUUCUUGUUUGCCGUUGCUAGAUUAUGACUUUAAUCCCGCUCCUAAACCUCUACAUGUACUGCGGCUUGGGGGGCGUUUCUGCUUUAUGGUAUCUGCAUUAAGGGUGGCCAAAGGCGGACUAUACCCAGGAGGAAAGAUUGGCAUGGCGUUCCGGAGGCACACCGAAAACCGGGAAUAUCCAUGGGUCAGGCUCAACCUCGAUAGAAUGCCCAACAAAUAAACCUAAGUUUCAUUUUCUUAUACGAAACCAUUCAUUUCGCAGAUUAUAUCAUUUGUGAAUUUGUGAAUAGCGAUGUUUGGUUUAUAG
Messenger RNA from Gaeumannomyces tritici R3-111a-1, 1714 nucleotides. RefSeq lists its product as hypothetical. The transcript has a single exon. NCBI's taxonomy places the organism in Eukaryota, Fungi, Ascomycota, Sordariomycetes, Magnaporthales, Magnaporthaceae. The record is from RefSeq and is a predicted model, not a curated record. Bases 333 to 1367 code for a protein of 344 amino acids.